Molecule: messenger RNA, 1017 nt
Organism: Nylanderia fulva
Lineage: Eukaryota; Metazoa; Arthropoda; Insecta; Hymenoptera; Formicidae
Gene: Obp11
Product: odorant binding protein 11
Molecular function (GO): odorant binding
Source: RefSeq, a predicted model, not a curated record
GCAAUUAUUAUCUCCCCUCCUCGUGCCAGAUGGAUUCCUAUAAAUUCUCGAUGAUCCUGCAUAGCUACGCAUUUAGUAAUUUUAGACGAGAGAACAUUUGUGGCCGAAUACGAAUUAAUCGCGUGUGCGUGAAAUACAAAAAAAUAUAAAAUGGCAAAAGAAAAUGUAAUACUUAUUUGUGCCUCUCUCAUUAUUACGCAACUCGUCAUGGUUCAUUGUGCCGACGACGACAUAGAUUGGACUACGGUUCACGACGAGUUGAGAAAAUUGGCUGGAAAUCUGCGAAAGAAGUGCACCGCUGAAAUUGGCGCGACAGAAGAAUUGCUAGCAGGUGCAGAGUUAGGUAAUUUUCCAACAGACACCAAUACUUUGGCAUGUUACUUUAAGUGCAUCAUGGAAAAAGGAGGAGUGCUGAAAAAGGAUAACAAGAUCAAUUUUAAGCUCUUGAUCAAAAUGAUGCCGAUAGCAUACAGGAGCAUUGGAAAUGAAAUGCUCGACCAAUGUCGCGAUAUAACUGGUGAUCCUGGUGACAAAUGUAGCCUACCUUUGAAAUUCAACAGAUGCAUGUACACCGCGAAUCCUGUGGCGUACUUUGUCAUCUAAAUAUUGAUAAUAGGAGUAAGAGCCCAGAGCAUUUUAUCCAUAACUUAAAAUUAAAAUAAAGUACUGACAAAUAUAUAUAUUCCUCUAUUCCUCGUUCUUACAUUAAUUUGUAAGAUGAAGUAAAAUGUUUAAAAGAAUAAGUAUCAAAUAAAAAUUAUUCAUCCAUUAAAGUAAGAAUUAAAGUAGGAACGUUUAAUAACAAUUUCAUAGAUAUAUAUAAUAGCAAUCUUUGUAUAUACAUGUAUCACUUAACGAUGUUAACGAUUUUUACGUAUCUCUGACAAUGUGAUUAUUUUCGUGAAUAAUGCUUGCAUUUUAAUGUGUCAUUACAUUAAAGUAUUAUUUUUUAUUAUGUAACAUCGUCGUUUUAAUCUAUCUACGUAUAUAAAUACUAGUAGUUCUAAAUACAUCAAA